GCUUCAGGCAACCCUGGGGAGGACAGGGUCGAGGGUAAAAAUCACUGGCGAGGGCCUGAGCUGUGAAGGGCAUGGAGGGGUACUGUGGCACCGAGGGCGACCAGGCAUCUGAGACCUCAUCCUUUGUAGAGGAUGAGGAAGAAGAGGAAGAGGAGGAGGAGGAAGAGGAAGAAGAGGAGGAGGCGGCGGCGGCUGUGGACCUGGAGGAAGCAGAGGAGCUGACUAACAGUUUAAAAGAUCUUAUUCAAAGUCAAGAUGUGAAACCCAAGCUGCAGUACAUCAUGACUAACCCUUCCUUUUCUAUGGUAACAGUUCAAAGUGAAGAUAGUGGGAUAACCUGGGAAACCAGCUCGAGCAGAUCUUCUACUCCCUGGGCUUCAGAAACUAGUACAACUUCUGAUCUUUACAGCAUGGAAAGUUCACCAGUCGGUUCUCCUCCAGGAAAAGUUAUCUUUAUUAUGGAUGAAGGUAAGAUUGUUCGGAAAAGGAAACGUAAACCUUCAAAUAGAGUGUCAAUGGCUACAAACCUGAAGGGAGGCCAGGGCAAUAAGAAACGUGACUCUUCUGGACUGCAGAGGCAAGAACCAAGAACUGUUCUAGGAGAUGUGCAGGGAUCCAUGUUGAAUGUUGAACAAGUGGAAACACAAGAUACAGAAGAGGAAAUGUUGGACGAGAAAGAAGAUCUAGAGAACAUCGCAGAAAAGCCAGUAAAACGUGCUCCAAUAAGAUCAAUAUUUAGAGAAAGCAGAUUGAGAAAAGUAGGGCCAAUCCUUGGAGGACCAGUACAAGCUAGAAUCCAGCUGUUCAACUCAAUUUUUGGAGGAACUGAGCCAGCCCCUGAAACAUUGGAGAAAACCAGAAUCCAGAGAAGCAGCUCAGUUUCAGGAGACUCUGAACAGUACUUUGAAACAUCUGUAAAAGAAAGAUUGCAGAAGUACAGUUCACUUUCAGAAGCAACAUAUCCAAAACCUUUCCAGAGAGCAAGAAGUAGAAAUGUCGAAACACCAUCGGAGAGAAGAAGGGAGCAAAGACAGCAACCAACAGCACAUGCAAAUCAAAGCUAUUCUUCACCAGCAACACCUCUUGAAAAACAGCUUACUAAUAAAGAUGAAAGUAUUAAACCCAUUAAAAAGAAAGAUAAACCAAGCAGAUUUUCAAGCUUUGGUGAAGAAACAGCUCUUCAACCUGAAGAAAGAAAAGACAGGCAAUCUCUUUUGGAGAUUCCAAAUCAAGUAUCAGGACAGUCACUGAAGUCUUGGCCUCCUGAGGAAGCCAAGAAGCAGCAAAGUUAUUCACCUGUAGCCAAAACUUCAGUAACAGAGCCAUCAGCCUCCAUUUCGUUAGCAUCCGUUGCUAAAUCAGAGAAACAAGUGUUGCUUUGUUCAGCUGAAACUGCAAACAAGAAGACAGACCAAUCCCUGCUGACACCAUCAGAUAUUCUGGAUGAACCGAUGGAGCAGGAAAUUCAGCCCAGUUCUGCACCACAGUCUGUUUCAGCAGAUUUUAUUAAUGAAUUAGGUAGACAAAGUACUCAACCUAUUUUGCCUACAGCAUCCAUGUCAGAACAUCCUGAGAGGGAAAAACAGAAGCCUGCAGUUCAGUCUUACUUACCUAGUGCUCCAUCAGCUGAAUCCAUCUAUUCCACUCUAUCUGAAACAAGACAGGAGGAUAUAAUUUCUCAGUCAUCAGAAACGGUACAAUAUGAGUCUGAACAUGUGCUAUUAUCAUAUGCUGUAGAUGAAACAGAGAAGCAAGAAACUGAGUGUCAUUCAUCAGCAACGGCAUGGUUAGAAACCAAGUAUUCAGGUUUAUUGUAUUCUGCUAAAAAAAAAGAGAGUCAAAAGACCCCACCACCAGAAAUGCAAACUGUUCACUUAAAGAAGCAAACAGUAUCCGAGGAGCAAGGAGUUAAACUAAAUUUACCUAUUCCUGAAAAGAUAGAUUCUAAAUAUGUUGGCAUUUCAUAUCCUGUUCACACAGAAACACAGGAAACUCAGAAAACUUCAGCUGUAAAUAAAGGAGUAGAUUUGGAUCACCCUGAUUUUUCCCUCGAAAAAGCCAAACAAGUAAAGAGUGCACAAAUAGAGAUGGAGCGUCCAGAUUUCUCAUAUUAUAGCAAAGAAAUUGAGGAAUCAGAGGGAACACAGCUGGAAACAGAACAUCUAGACUUCUCUUUUUCCAAGGAACAAACAGAGGAAUCGGACAGUGCACAGUUGGAGAUGGAGCAUCCAUACCCUUCUUUUUCCAGGGAAGAAAUGGAGGAAUCUGAAAAUUCAAAACUGGAGACAGAACGUCCAGAUUUCUCAUAUUCCAGGGAAGAAACAGAGGAAGCAGAGAGUGCAAAACUGGAGGCAGAAUACCCAGAAUUGCUUUUUUCCACAAAAGAAUUAGAGGCAUUGGAGAGUACCGAAGUGGAGACAGAGCACCCAGAUUUCUUGUAUUCCAUGGAAGAAACAAAGAAAUCAGAGAGUGCCCACCUGGAUACAGACCACCCAGAUUUUUUUUCCAAGGAAGAAACAGAAGAAUUAGAGAGUACAGAGCUGGAGAUGGCACAUCCAGACUUUUAUUUUUACAGGAAAGAAGCAGAGGAAUCGGAGAGUGCCCAACUGGAGACAGACCACCCAGAUUUCUCAUACUCCAGAGAAGAAAUGGUGGAAUCAAAGACUGCAGAGCUGGAGAUGGCACAUCCAGACUGUUCUUUUUCCAAGGAAGAAACAGAGGAAUCAGAAAGUGCACAGCUGGAGAUAGAACAUCAGGAGUUUUUAUUUUCCAGUGAAGAAACAGAAGAACAAAAAUCUGUUCCUUUUGAACAGGAACAGCCAGAGUCUUAUUUCGCUGAAGAAGCAGAGCAAGAAGAAACAGCACAGUUUGCACUGGUACCUUCAGCUUUCUCAUGUUUGAUGGAAGAAUCAGAUAAAGAAAACACUACAGAACUCCAGUUGGUACAUGCAGGUAUAUCUGAUUUCACCAGAAGUGCUGAGACACAGCAAACUGGGUGUCUGGAAACAGCACGCUCAGAUUUACCAUAUCUCACAAAUAAAACAAAGCAGCAAGAAUUGGCACAAGUAGAUGUGGACAAUUCUCUUACAUCCUAUUUUGGUGACAAAGGAGAAUGGCCACAGCCUGUACAGCAGGAUUCACAUCCUGGAGGUAAGCUGUAUUCCUGUGCCAAGGGAUUGCAAGGAGAAACUACUCGACUGCAGUCAGAGCAUCCAGUUCUGUCAUAUUCUACUGGAAAAGAACAGCAACAUAAAACCUCACAGCUAAGGACAGAACAGCCAGAGAUGACACAUUCUACUUGCAAAACAGAAGAACAGGAAAUAUUGCAACCAAACCUGGAAGAAGCAGAUUUGCCAUAUUCCCAUGGAGAAACAGCACAAGAAGCUGUACAAAAAGACUUAAAAGGUCCAGAGCCAUCAUGUUUCAUUAGUGCCGUAGAGCAACAUGAAAAUGUACAACUAGCUUCAGAAACUAGGGAUUUCUCAUUUACUGCUGGAGAAGUAAUGCAAGAAGGGGUGGAGUCAGGAUCUUUGGGUUCCUCACAUUUGACUGACAGAGCAAAGACCUGGGAAAUGACAGAAUUGGAGCAGGAGCAGUCACUUCCCUCCUGUUCCACUGCUGGUAGUCAGGAACAGGAAACCACACCAGUGGAUGUGGCCCAGCCAGAUGUGUCGUGUUCCUUUGGCAGAAUGGAACAACAAGAUAUAGUACAAAGAGAGCUAGAACAGCAGGAAACAGCCCAAGAUAAAGCUAUACAAAUGGAAAGGGAGUAUUCAGAUUUGCCAGAAACCCGGGGGAAAGAACUGCCACAGGUCAUAGACCAAAUUAGUUUGUCACAGCAAGAAACAGCUCAACCAAACCUAGUGCAUCUGUCUUUGCCACAUCUGCUCAGCGAACAAAUGCAAGAAGAAAUGCAAACAGAGACAGCAUAUCCAGAACAGACAUUCUAUGUAAGUACAGAAAUGCAGGAGGAAAUGACACAACACAAAUCAGAACAACCAUUUCUUUCAAGUUUCACUGGCAAAACAGAGCAACAAGAAAUAGUACAUCCAGAGCUGGAGCAAACAUUUUUGCCAUCUUCCAGCAGAAAAGAAGUUCUACCGGAAAUGGAAGUGUGUUCAGAAUAUCCAGACAGAUCAUACUCCUUUAACGAAGCUGUACAACAAAAAAAGUUGAAACAUCCAACCUUACCGUUUCGUGUGAAGCAACAAGAAACUGCACCACUGGUGAUGGAACAUGCAGAUUUUUCAUGUGACAGUGGUGAAACAAAAUCAGGUGACACCACAAAGCAGGGGUCAGGACAUCCAGAGCUCUCAUACUCCAUGGGAGAAACACAAGGACAGUCAGAACAUUUGGAUUCACCAGGAACCCUGGGUGAAGCAGCACAAGAUGGAAGUAUGGAAAUGGAAUCUAAAUACUCAAAUUUGACAUGUUCUGAUGGCCAAAACACCCAGCAAGAGACUUCACAAUUGGAUUCAAAAUAUCCAGAUUUAUCACUUUCCUUUCAUAAAGCCAAAGAACAAGCAACACAAGGGUUAGAGUCUAAAUAUCAAGAAUUGCCUAAGAUGGCCAGAAAAAGAGCUUUUACAGCAACAGAACAAAUAGAGUCAAAACAUCCAGAUUUGACAUAUUCCCUUGGCAAAGCAAAUGAGCCAGAAAUUGCACCAGGGGAAAUGAAGCAUCCUGAUUUGUCAUGUUUCACUGAUGAGACAAACCAACAAGAAGUCGUAGUGUUGGUUCAGAAACACAGAAAAAUUUCUGUUGGCAGAGAAAAGCAGAAGCAAACCACAAAACAGCAGUUCAAGCAAGAAAAGUUACCAUGUUCUCCUAGUAAAACAGAGCAAUUAAAACAUGCCCAGGACUUGGAACAACCAGAUGUAAUAUUUUCCACUGAGAGGCCAGAUGAUGAAAUGGCCCCACCAGAGGCAGGGCAGGCUGAUGUGAUAUAUUCUCUGGACAACACAGAGGCACGACAAAGAGUAGGACGCGAAUCAGAGCAAAUAGAUUUAGCUUACCCCUGUGGAAAAGUGGAACAGAAAAUGGUUCAGCCAGAAGUGGAAAUUCCACAUUUGACCCAUGCUGUGGGUAUGGCAGAAGAAGAAGAAAUGGCAGAACCAGAGCAGGGACAUCCUGACUUGCCUUAUUCCAUUUCUGAAGCAGAAGGACUGCAGACAGCACAGCUGAAACCUGAACACCCUAGUCUAGCACUUGACAAAGUGCAAGAAGUGACCCAGCUGGGGUUGGAACAGGUGGAGGCAUUGUAUGUUUGUGACAAAAUAGAGCAGCUCCCACCUGCCCAGCUGGAGCUGGGCCACACAGACUUGGAAUCCCCUGCUGAUGAAAUGGGGCAGCGAGGGAAGGAGCACAUAGCCUUGGGAUGCCCUGAUAAGGGACAGUCUGUCAACAGAGCAGAGCAUCCACAAGCUGCAAAAGAGAAACUAGGAGCUCCAGAUGUAUCACCUCAUAGUGGAAAAGCAGAGCAAAGAGAAAUGGCAGAACCAGAUCCAAAGCAUCCUCAUUUGUCAUAUUCCAUUGAUAAAACACAGAUACAAGAAACUACACAACUGGGGUUAGGAGAACAAGAUCUGUCAUCUUGGCCUGGCAAAACAAAGCGAGCACAAACUGCUCAAGAGGAGCAGCCAGGCUUCCUGUGUCCCUUCAAAAAAUCUGCACAAGGAGAGAAAGCACAGCCAGAAUUGGGACAUUCACAGCUGUCUUAUUCUGUUAGUGAGGCAGAACAAAAAACUUCACAUGUGAACUCAAACUGUUCAGAUUUAUCUGCUGGAGGGUUAGAACAUCAUGAAACUAUACAAACAGAGGCAGAGAUGAUGGAUUUAUCAUGUUCAGUUGGUGACACACAGCAACCUCAAAUGGCUGAAGUGGAUUUGGAGUAUCCAGAUUCACUGCAUUUCACUGCCAUGGUACAGCGAGAGAAGAUUCAACCAGAGCAGGAAGAACCAGGUGAUUUUUCAUCAUCUCUCAGCAAAGAAGAGCAAUGGGAAGGUGCAGCAAUGCAGGCAGAACACCCUGAGCUGUGGUGCUGUAUGGGGAAAACAGGAGGACUGCAAAAUUCCCAAGGAAAAUCAGAAAAUGCAGAUUUGUCAUUCUCUGUUGGCACAGCAGAACCUCAUAGAACAACACAACCAGAGCUAAAAAAACAAGAUUUGCUGCAUUCUUUUGUCAAAACAAAACAAUCAUGGGCUGCCUCACUGGAGGCUGAACACCCUGAUGUCUCAGAUGCCAUGAGCAAAGUACCACACUUUGAUUUGUCCUCUUCUGUUAGUAAAGAAAAGCGAAGUGCACAACUAGAGGUCAAACAGGAGAGGGGAAGCUAUACGUUACACCCAGAGGAAACAGUACAACUGAAACUGGAACAGCCCAUGUUGUCAAGUUCUUGUGGCACAGCACAGCUACCAAAAAGGGCUCCACUGGAAGGGGAAUUCCCAGACUUCUUGUAUUCCUCUGGCAAAAAAGAGCAACAAGAAAUGGCAAAACAAGUGUUGGAACGUUCAGAUUUAGCAUAUUCCACUGACAAAACAGAGCAACAAGAAACCACACAACUUGGUUUAGGACAACCAGAUUUAUCAUCUUGCCCUGGAAAGACAGAACAACCACAAACAAUUCACGUGGAAACAGAGCAUCAGGACUUGCUACAUUUCACUGGCAAAACAGAACAGCGAGGAACAGUGCAACCAGAGUUUGAACAUCCAGGUUUGUUGUAUUCCAGUGACAAAGUAAAGCAGCCACCAGCUACUCAAGGGAAAUCAGAGCAGCCUGUAACACCCCAUCCCAUUGGAAAAACAGAUCAACAAGGAAUGGCACAUCCAGAGCAGGAACUUCCAUAUUUAUCAUAUUCCAUUUGCAAAACAUUGUCACAAGAAGCAGCACAAAUAGACUUAAAGCAACAAGAUUUAACACAUGGCCUUGGUAAAACAGAUGAAAUGCAAACCGUGCAAGGUCAACUGGAACAUACAGGUUUGAUGUAUUCUUCUGGCAAAAGAGAACAGCAAAUGGUAUUGCCAGAGCUGCAACAUCCACAGCUAUCUUACCCAGUCAGAGAAAUAGAAGAGGAAGUUACACAUCAGAAAUCAGACCAUCCAGAUUUGUCAUUUUCUAUUGGUCAGCAAGAGCACCAUGAAACUGAACAAUCAGAGGUAGAAGAAAUAGAUUUAUCCUAUCCAGCUGGGAAGUCAGAACACUCACAAUCUGCCCAAAAAAUACUACAACAGCCAGAGCUUUUGGAGUCCUUCAGCAAACUAGAGGAAAAGGGAACAGCCCAGCCUGGCUUUUUGCACUCCCUUGGUGAAGAAAAACAGGAACCAGCUUCACCAUUAGACUUAGUACAACCAGGUCUAUCACAUUCACUUGGCAAAACAGAAAAACAGGAAACUGCACAAGCAGAGUUCAUGCCUUCUGAUUUUUCAUAUUCCACGGGAAAAGCAGAGCAGUUGCAAAUGGAACAAGUAAAAUCAAAAUGUCCAGAUUUAUCAUAUUCUCUUGGCAAAGCAGAGACUCAUGGAAUGAAACCACCAGAUUUAUUGUACUCCUAUGGCAAAUCAGAGCAACCACAGACUGCCCAGCUGGAGUUUCCAGAGAUGAAAUGUUUCACGGAUGAAAUGGAGCAAAGGGAUGGGGCCCAACCUGAACUGCAGUGCAUUAAUUUGCAGUACUCUCUAGUUGAAACAGAGCAACCAGAAACACCUUCUGUAUCAUACACCUUUGGCAAGACUGAGGAGCAGGGAACUGCACAACCUGACUUGGAACAAUCAGAUUUAUUAAGUCCUAAUGACAAACCAGAAAACCAUGACACAACGCUGCUGAGAGCAGGGUAUUCAGAGAUGCAAGACACUGAGGCUACUUCAUCUCUAACUGCUCAGUUGGAAACUAAACAAGAUUUAUCCUUUUCCACUGAGGAAGCAGAGAGGCAACCUUAUUCAUCUCUUACUGAACAAACAGUGUCUGUACCUUUUGGUGUUUCACAUUCUGUCUCUGAAACAAAACCAGAAGGAAGUCCAAAGUCUUCACCUGUAACUGGAGGCCUGUCCCCCAAGCACUUAGAUUUAUCUUACACCCACUGUAAAACAGAGCAGUCAGAAACUGCCCAGCCUGCAUCAGGUUUCUUCUCUGGAAGAAAAGAAGCAGAGAAUUCAAUAAUUCAUCUACAUUUGCCUGUGGCUGCACAGUCAGAGGCUGAACAUGUAAUUUUACCUGAAACAGAGAGAGAACAGACUCCACAUUACAGCCACACAGCUACGCGAUUAGAAACUGAACAAUUAAAUUUAUCAUAUUCUACACAUAAAGCAGAAACUCUAGAAAGUCAAGAUUAUUUAACUGUAUCUUCAAAACUGCAGUCUGACCCUUCAGUUCCAUUUUAUUCAGCUGACGAAACAUGUCAGCAAGAAAUUCCACCUUACUCAAAAACAGCCUCUGAGUAUUUGGUUCCCACAUGGUCCCUUGCUGAACAAGAAAGGCAAAGCAUGCAGCCACUUAUUCCCCAGUCUGCAAAAUCAGAGUGUACACAUGUAAUUCCACCACAUGAUGAAAAAGAAUUGCAAAAAAAUCAGCUCUAUUCACCUAAAUCAGAAGGCAUGAAGACAGUACAGUUGGAAAGUAUGUCUCUAACACACAUACAAGACCAAGACAAGCAAGAAUAUGAAGAUUGUUUGUUGGACCCAAAAUGUUUGUCAUCAGCGCAGCUAAGAAGUCCCCCCAAAUUCACUACUGAGCAGAAUAAGCAAGAAAUGCAACCUGAUGUGCAGACAGUGCCAAGGUCAGUGACCACAGAGUCAAAGGUGACUGCUGCAGCAGACCGACAAGCAGUGUUAUCAGAUUCAUUUGUACCUUUUCAUAUGUUACCUGAAAAGUCAGUAUCGGUGGUUCUCAAUGAUGAUGAAGAGAAACAAAAUAUUCCAUCAUCUUUAUCUGAUGUAGUAGGCAUGCUUGGAAAGCAGCCUAGCAUAGCUUCAAGCAUUUAUACUGAAGGAGAAGAUAGAUGUGAAAUGCAACCAUAUUUUGCAGACCAAAAUCAUACAUCCUUAGAGCAUCUGGGAGCUGUUUCAUCAGAUCUUGUUUAUGAAACUGUUAAGCACAAGAUUCGGCAUUAUUCUGGUGAACAGGGCAGCUUUUCUUCAGUAGAGAUGAGGUCCAUUAGCUCUAGUUCUGAUGAAAAGCAGAAUCCAGAUAUUCCAUCUUUUGGGCUAGCUAGCUGGCUGGCAGAAGAGGUGAAAGCCCGCUCAAUUAGUCCAAUAAGAGCUACAGAAAUAGACAUGCAAGGAAUUGAACUUUCUCCAAAUGAAACUUCUGGUUUUGGAUCAAAACAAUUCCCACCUGCAAGUUGCACAGAACUUAGAGUUCAUGAUGCUACAAGGAAUAAAGGAGGUAUGUUUAGAGUUUCUGAUUCAGCGUCGAGUGAAAUUUCCCACAGAGUGUCCUCAAAAACUAGUCACAGACCACAAAGGCAUGUUUUACCAUCUCUGGGAGGAGAUAAUCCAGGUCCAGACAAAGUUCCAGAUCAUGAAACUGGGAUUGGAAACCCCACAAAAAAGGAAGCAAUGCAACAUCCAGAGGUAGACAAAGUGCCUGAAGUGCCUGAGCAUUACCUGGGAGAAGAGGAAGAAAUGGAACAUGCAAGUGGAGAAGACAGUCAGCAUGCUCCAGAGCCUACUGAACAAAAAGAUCUAUUUAAUAUAAUUUCAGAAGGUUAUGAAAUACUCAAUAUUCAUGCUCCUACACAUAUUUCUUCUGUUGAUCAAGAAGAAAGUAAACACAUGCCAGAUAAACUAGAAUACUUGGAAACAAAUCCGUCAUUUAAAAGAAAAUUAGCUGAUGAUGGCCAUACAACCCUAGCUUCUGGAACAACCACAGAAAUUUCUGAAAGCUUGGGAAAGUCUGAAAGCCAAGAACAAAAAGAAUUGGUCAAAAAUGAUGAUGUUGAGGAAACUGAAGUAACACAACAAGAAAAUCCCAUGUUGCCAGAAAACAAUAAUAAUGCACUGGAUCCUAAUAAUGGUAUGGCCGAUAUGGAUUAUUUUGAAAAAUAUACAUUGAUAGAUGAUAAAUCCCCAAUUAAGCCACAUUUUGAGAGACCAAGUUCAUUGUUUCCUGUUACAGAAGAUCCCAAUGAACCUGUGGAAGAAGCUACGUCUUUUAAAGAAAGUGCUGAGGUGGAUACUUUGGAAGAGGAGUUUUCCUUACUAGAGGAUCUGGAUGAAGUCUUCUAUGGUACUGUGAAAGGAGAAAGCAAAAUGCAGUCCUAUGCAGAUGCUCCAAAACCUUUACCUCUGCAGAAAUCAAUUGAUAUUAGCAGUAAAAAGGUUACAAAUGUAGAAGAUGAACGGAAGUCACCAGGGACCCCACUCUUUGAUUCAGAAGAAGGAGUGCUAGAACGAUCUCUGUUGUUUCCUACCACUGUUGCUACAGUAAAUCCUGAACUUCUAGAGGAACCACCUGCUCUGUCGUUUCUAUACAAGGAUCUCUAUGCAGAAGCAGUAGGAGAAAAGACAAAGGAUGAGACUCCUUCUGAUGAGGAAAGUGGUAAUUCUAAUGCGUCUUUCCCUAGCAGAAAUUCAGACACAGAUGAUGGAACAGGAAUAUAUUUUGAAAAAUAUAUUCUUAAAGAUGAAAUUCCAAGAAAGGCCAUAGGGCCUCAGAAGGAUCAGAUACCAGAGGAUGAGUCCUUUAGUGGAGGAAUUUCAUUUCAGAGUUCAGAGGACAAACAUAAGCAGGGGUCUGGAGAUAUUAAACAUGGAAGAACUGAGGUUCUGGCAGAAAGGGGAGUUGUGGAGAGAGAGAAAGUCCAGGUUGACAGUGACAUUCAAGCAAAAAUUUUUAAACCAAUGCAUGCCAUUCCUUUUGGAAGCAAAGUAAUUCUUUCAGGUGCAAGAAGUGAUACCACUGAACAAAGAGAAGAAGAAAAUGUACCUGUAGAAACAACUGAGGAGUUGCCAGAGCAAUCAAGUCAUCAAGCAUUGUAUAGUCAACUAGUGGAUUUUCAGGGAGCUGCAUAUCAAGAAGCUAGUAAUAAGCAGGAAGAACAGCAUGAAAUAACAGCAAUUCCUGAAACGCCAAAUUAUGUCUCAUAUAUCCAGACUCCUGUUGAAGACAGCGAAGAUGAUCAGUAUACCCAGGAAAAUCUUUCACGUGUCCCUAUCACUCAGCAAACAGAGAAGCCAGACUUGCAAAGAGAGGAGCAACACCCUGAUGUUUAUGAAGAUCUUGCUGAGUCAAUGGACUACGAUGUGAUUACACAAGAAGAACUUUUGCAAGAUGAAAUAUCAUCUCAAUUCACCCAUGAGGAGCUAUUAUUUGAAGACAAGGACUCUUUUGAGCAUGUUGGUGAUAGUUAUGAAUUUGUAAAUGAGCCAGAGCAAAGAACACCUGUUGAGCUUGAAGAUUCAGGCUUCAUGGUGAUGUAUCCUGAAAAAUCAGCAACAAACAUUCCUCAAGUUGAGAGCCCACAAAGAGAACUGAAGAAAAUGCAAGCAGACACAUAUUGUUACCACUGCAAAUGUCCAAUAUCUGCUAUUGACAAGCUUUUUGGAGAACAUAAAGACCAUGAAGUCACAACACUAGAUGAUGCUGCAACCAAGAUGAAGGAUCACUUAGGUGAAUUGCUAAAAUCACUGGAAGAAAAGUCAAUGAAGAUUGAAGAGUUUGUGAGUGAUAUUGAAUUGCUAUUUAACUCUGUUGAGGAAAACUGUAAGAAAAAUGCAGAGUUAUUGGAAAAGCAGAAUGAAGAGUUGCUUAAGAAAGUGAUAAUGCAAUAUGAUGAGAAAUCAGAGAACUUCGAAGAAGUGAAGAAGAUGAAAAUGGAAUAUUUGUAUGAGCAGAUGGUUAACUUCCAGCAAACUGUUGAUUCAGCAAAGGAAACUUUGGAAACAACAGUAAAAGAAAUGGAAGAACUUGAUGGAUUUGUUUUCCUAAAUUCAUCUAAAGAAUUGAAUAAAAGGUUACUUUCUGCCAUGGAUACUACUCUCUCUUUAGAAAAGGUUCCCAGUGCUUUUUCACUGUUUGAGCACUACGCGGACAGUCCAGGACAAAGCAACGUGCACUCCUUAAGGGUGGCUGUCCCACAGACACCAACUGUUGUACCUCAGGAACCAAAUUCGGCCACCAGCACCUCCAUUGCUGUUUACUGGGCUGUGAGUGACGGCGAUGUCAUCAACUGCUUCCAGGUCUACUGUAUGGAGGAGCCACAAGCCAGCAAAGACACAGGCGCUUUGGUGGAAGAGUACCGAGUGACUGUGAAGGAGACCCACUGCAUUUUGGAGGACCUGGACCCAGAUCACUGCUACAGUGUGUGGGUCAUGGCUGUGAAUGGUACAGGCUGUAGCUUACCCAGUGAAAAAGCCAUUUUUAAAACGGCGCCUGCUGUCCCCACCAUCAAGGCCGAGGACUGCACUGUGUGUUGGGACACGGCCACCGUCCGCUGGUGCAUCAGCUCAGCAUUGGUGGAGUCCUUCACCUUGGAGUACUGCCGACAGCACUCACCAGAAGGAGAAGGUCUCAGAUCUUUUGCUGGUAUAAAGAGACCUGAACUGAAAGUAUCCCUGGAACCCAAUGUGAACUAUUUCUUCUACUUGAGGGCUGUCAACCCAUUUGGGACAAGUGAACAAAGUGAAGCAGCUCUCAUCUCAACUAAAGGAACUCGAUUUCACCUGCUGAGUGACACAGCCCAUCCCGCUUUGCAAAUCUCCUCCAAUGCAAUGGUGAUAUGCCUUCCUGAGAAAGCCAAAUUCACUGGGUUUCCUUCAGUCCUGGGUGAGCUGCUACCUGCUCGGGGAUGUCAUUACUGGGAAACUGUUGUCUCUGCCUGCAGAAGCUACAGGAUUGGGAUUUGCUAUGAAGCGCCAUCACAGAGCAGCAUUCUGGGGCUGAAUGAUACCUCCUGGUGCAUGUGGUGCUGUCCUACACAAACCAGCUUUCUUUUCAGAUUUCUUCACACUGGUGUGAUGAGUGAUGUCUGUGUGACGGAACACCCGGCCAGGAUUGGCAUCCUGUUGGAUUACAGUGGUGGCAGACUGUUGUUCUUCAAUGCAGAGAGAGGACUGGUGCUGUUCGCCAUCAGGCACAAAUUCACUGAUGCUGCUCACCCAGUCUUUGCCCUGGAGAAGGCUGGAGUGCUUACCCUGCGCACAGGCAUGGAGCUGCCAGAGUUCGUGAAGCACAGCUAAUUCCUUGCUUCGCACUCUCAGGAAAAUUGACAAUUACAGCAUCAAGGGACAGGGAGGGGAAGGGUGUAUCAGGGAGGGAUGUCUAGUCUUCACUGAUGAAUGCCACUCACAGAGCUCUCCCUCACAUCAUCAGUAAUUGUAGUUAGUGCUCAGCCACAUAAUCACCCUGAGCCUGGAGAGAAAAUCAACUCCUUCAGAUACAAUGUGCACCAAGGGAUAUACACAGCAGUGCUUUUGAGGGGGGAAAAAAGUUUUGUUAGGUAUGAACUUUAAAGGGGGGAAAUGUACUUUCCCUGUGAAAAUAAUGACCGUGCUGUCUUUUUAAAGUUGAUGAUGAGCCUGUGUAUAAAAUAAAUGCAUCUCUCACUGCAAAAUAUGAAA
Molecule: messenger RNA, 13553 nt
Organism: Phalacrocorax carbo (great cormorant)
Lineage: Eukaryota; Metazoa; Chordata; Aves; Suliformes; Phalacrocoracidae
Source: RefSeq, a predicted model, not a curated record